Messenger RNA from Symbiodinium necroappetens, 1224 nucleotides. The record is from the annotation of a GenBank genome assembly. Lineage: Eukaryota; Dinophyceae; Suessiales; Symbiodiniaceae.
GUGGACCUCGGAGAUGCCAGCAACAGCCGCUGGCUGGCUCAGAAACGGGGGUCCCUGAACAAGGACCAGCAGAGCAGGUUCUUCUCCAAGGGGCACCCUGGGCUUCUAAUUGUCCUUGGCAUCAAAUCGGGCAGUAAGCUCCGCAAAGAGCAGCAUGCCCUGCUGGUUGGGGCAGCGUACAUCGUUGCGAACCCUAUCAGUUUGCUUCCCAUGCGCCUGGAUAUCCAAGCCGUGCAGACGCUGAUGCUCAUGGAUAGCAUGGAGCGCGUCUUGGAGCACGAAUCCCGCUACUAUGCGAGUUUGAGUGUAGUUGUCGCUGGGGACUUCAACGUGCCGCCAUAUUAUCCGCAGAUGUCCUUCGACCUGUUAUCCAAGCACAUCGCCCAAGAGGGCGACUUUGACCAGAUGGCGACCACCGUCAUGCAAGGUGUUGCGAGCGGCAAGUUUCAAACAUUUGUGGACCCAAACUCCGAGCAGCAGACCAUCGCCAGUCCGGUGUACGAGCUCAUCACGAAAGGCGUGUUGGGGCAAGACUCCAUCGGCUUUCUCGUGGCAGCCAUCAAAUCAGCUGGAUACCAUCCAUCACGGAUUUUGGAAGGACCUUUGUACCAGAUGCUGACGACAAAGUGGUUGAAGUAUCAGAUGAUAAGCGCAUAUGCGCAUGUUCUUGGAACGGAGCCGAUGACCAAUGCACUGGAGACCUUGGAUUUCGUGUUCUUCUUGCCCGCACAGCGGCGACCAGACCAUUCGCGUGCUGCCAGAUUAGCAGUGACAGGUGUCCUUGCAGCUCCCCCGCCGCAGUCCAGACAGAAACUGGUUGCCGGCUUGGGGUCCGAUCACAUUCCUUUGGUGGUGGAUGUCGGGCUUUGCACGCCAAUUUCGAAAAGUGGCGAGGUAGAAUCCCAGCGCAGGGAAGACAACACUACAUCGCCCGUGGUCAACAUCCCCCACAGCCCACCGUCCUGCGAUAGUUCCAGAGAAGAGAGGAUUCUGGAGAUGUUGGCAAGCUUGGAACAUCGCUUAGAGGCCCUGGAUUCAAAGGUUUCUAGACCUGGCAUGCUAGUGGAGCUCAAGUGGGCAUUGGUUGCAUCGACGCUCGGUUCGGUCCUUUUUGCAGCUUCGACAAUGUUGCUUGGAGCGACAUCUGCACUCGUGAGACAAGCGAUGACGGGAUGUUUGUUGGCAUCUUUACUCUACCAAGGCUUCUUAGCGUCAAAGAUCUGA